AUGGAAUUGGAGCACCCCAAAAUGCAAGAAAGUACCCUUACGGGGCAAAAAGUGAAGAAACAAAGUGCUGGAUUAGAGUCAUCUGAUGCUCUUUCCAGUAAGUACCACUUUGGAUCAUUUCAUGAACUGCAAAAAGGUAUACCGAGAAAUGAAUCCACAGAGGAGAAGCUUCAAUGGAUACAAUCACAAAUCAUUGGUGGAAAUGUAGAAUUUGGCACCCCAUUUGGAAGACGAAGGCUUACUUAUGCUGAUCACACUGCCACAGGCCGGUGUCUUCGAUACAUUGAGGACUAUAUCAUCAAUCAUGUUCUUCCUGUCUAUGGUAACUGUCAUUCAAGUGAUAGUUAUGUGGGUUGCAGGAUGACAAAAAUGGCACAUGAAGUUGCUAAAUAUGUCAAGAAAUGCUUAGGGGGUGGAGAAGAAGAUGCAAUAAUAUUCUGUGGCUCUGGCUCGACAGCAGCUAUCAAAAGACUCCAAGAAGUAAUUGGAGUAGCUAUACCUUCGAUCAUAAGAGAAAAGGUCUCAAACUGUCUCGGAAAUGAAGAAAAAUGGGUGGUUUUUGUUGGUCCUUAUGAACACCACUCCAAUAUCCUCUCUUGGAGACAGAGCUUAGCAGAGGUCGUUGAGAUUGGAUUUGAUGACAAUGGCCUGAUUGACAUGGAAGCUCUGAGACAGCAACUCGAAUCAUAUAAGUCAAGAAACUGUCCCAUGCUUGGUUCUUUCUCGGCUUGCAGCAAUGUCAGUGGAAUUUAUUCAGAUACUAAGGCCAUAGCCCGACUACUCCAUCAAUACGGAGCAUUUGCUUGCUUUGAUUUUGCAGCAAGUGGUCCCUAUGUGAAAAUUGACAUGAGGUCAGGGGAAAGCGAUGGCUAUGAUGCUGUUUUUCUUAGUCCACAUAAAUUUUUGGGAGGUCCGGGUUCUCCAGGAAUCCUCCUGAUGAGCAAGGCUCUUUAUCACCUGAGAUCUUCAGCCCCAUCAACUUCUGGGGGUGGAACAGUUCAUUUUGUCAAUGGCUUCAGUGAGCAGGAUACAUUGUAUGUGAAGAAUGUAGAGGAAAGAGAGGAAGCAGGAACUCCGCCUAUCAUCCAGAAGAUCAGAGCAACACUAGCUUUUUGGGUAAAAGAAUACAUUGGUCACAAUGUGAUUGAAACAAUGGAGCAUAACUACAUUCAACAAGCACUUGAAAGGCUUCUUCCAAAUCCGAACAUAAAGAUUCUUGGAAAUGUAACAGAGAAGCGGCAAGCGGUCUUAUCCUUUCUGAUUUACUCUACUACAUAUUCUCCCUCUGCAGAAGGCAACGCUGAGGAUAACUUAGACAGGAACGAAACAUCAGGUCUCUACCUUUGGCGAGAAACAGGUAACAAGAAGGGCAAACCUCUUCAUGGCCCUUACAUUUCCAAGCUCCUCAGUGAUCUCUUCGGUAUCCAGGCUAGGGGAGGAUGUGCUUGUGCAGGGCCCUAUGGUCACAUGUUGCUCGAAAUUGACAGGGCUCAAUCACUUGCCCUGCGAUCUGCCGCUGAAAGGGGAUACAUUGGUGUGAAGCCAGGAUGGACGAGAGUUAGCUUUUCAUAUUACAUGUCUAAGGCAGAAUUUGAGUUCAUUUUAGCUGCAAUUGAGUUUUUAGCUAUUUAUGGACAAAGGUUCCUCCCAUUAUACCACCUCAACUGGGAAACUGGUGAUUGGAGCUUCAUGAAAAAAGCAUUAAAGGAGGCUGGAGAAGGAUAUAACUGUGACUUCAAUGGUACAUCAUUAGCCAAUUUGAUCAAGGACUUCAACCUUGGGUGCAAUGACUCAAAAGAAAACAAAGAUAAGGAAACUACAGAAGCAGGACUUGAGUGCAAGUAUGCUAAGUAUCUGGAGACUGCAAAGCACAUAGCAGUUAUGCUUCCAAAGUUUCCAACUCAACGUCGAAUACCAGAAGAUAUAGAUCCCAGCCUACUAUCUUUCAGAGUUUAG
This is a messenger RNA of Coffea eugenioides, 1956 nucleotides long. RefSeq lists its product as uncharacterized. NCBI's taxonomy places the organism in Eukaryota, Viridiplantae, Streptophyta, Magnoliopsida, Gentianales, Rubiaceae. The record is from RefSeq and is a predicted model, not a curated record. The transcript has 5 exons. Bases 1 to 1956 code for a protein of 651 amino acids.